UAAGAAAUCGUUGUUUAGAAUUAUCAAUGCUGAAGAGGAAGAAAGAGAAGAGAAUGCCCUAGGGCCUCUUCCAGGGAAUUUUCUAUGCUCAGAGUGGUGCAGGGAUCGGGAGGCGGUCCGCGGGAGGCAGCAGCAGCAGGCGGCGCAUGGUCAACACAUUGCGUUGUUGAUCAGCAGCAAAACGUUUGCUCCUUUCCUCACUCCUGCAACACCUUUCAGAAAUGAACCUCUCUGUUAUACCAGCCUCAAGAUGAGCAUAGGUCAGGCAUGCAAGUACUGCACACAUGGAAAGAUGAGACCUAUCCAUUUUUCUUGGGAUCAAGCUGUCAUUCUCUGUGACAACAAGAAGUGCAAGUCAAUACUCUGUGCCUCUCCUUCUGAUUGUAUUAUCAAGAAAGACCUCCUGCACUGUGCACAGAAGCCAUUUUCAGCAUUUGAUCCACCAAACUUGUUGAGUGAUGGCAGUGGAGGUAGCAGCAGUGGCAUAUACUCAGAAGCAAGAAGCUCACUACCAAGUCCUGCUCAGUCACGAAAAUCUGUUACUGAUGAAGAAGUAGAAUUGUUACUGAGUCCAUCAUAUUCUCCACUAAACUUCAAGAAUCACUUAGACAUUCUCUCAAAAUCAUCUGAUUUAGACAGUCAUACUCAGAUAGCACCAGAAAAAUCCAGUGAUCAUUCAGGUUGCUCUAGAUAUGAUGGAUUCUUUGAAUUAUUGGGAAAUCUUGAUCUGGAACUUCCAACACAGCCUCCAAAUACAGAACCACACACAGAAUCAUCUGUGGAAACUGGCUUGGAUUUUGUCACAGCAGAAUUAGAGAGAUGGAUGAGAGAUUUUGAGUUUCCAUCAGAUGGUACAAAAAAAUCAAGUAUUAUUUCAGAUGAUUGUCAGCAAGCACCAGAUGAAUUAUCAAGGGCUGCUUCCUCAGAUAGUUGUUACCAGUUUCCUGAUGAAGUAGUGAGUGCUGAGUCACUUACUAAAGAAUUGCAAGGACCUUGUAUACCAAGUCACAGGUCAGCCUUUUCUCUUGUAGAUGUAUCGCAUGAAGAAUCUGCAUCUUUCAAUAAUGAUGAGCAAAACUCUUCACAUGGUUCCUUGAGUUUUCGUAGUUUAUCUACUGAAAGAAAUGAAACUUCAGAAUUAAUUCAGAAGUGUGAGAGUUUUUGUUUAUCUGUACCAUUUGUAAAGGAGUUUGUGAAAGAAAAUAUGUCAAGUUUUCCCACACGUUUCAUGUCUCCAACUGCUUCAGCAGUGAGUGAAGACAGUGGGUACAAUGAUGAGGAUGGUAAAUCUUCAUCUAAUUUAGAAUCAGCUGCUGGUGAGGAAAAUCAGAAGUUAUCUCCGAAAACAUUAAUUUAUUCAUCAAUGAAAAAUGUAGAUGAUGCGAUGAAGUGUGUAUCUAUCAAGCAAUCACAGCAGAUCAACUUUGAAAAACUUAUACAUAAUAGUUUGGACUGGCCAGGAAUGUCUGACAUACAUACACUGACUGUGCUGCCAGCUAUGGUAACUACAGAAAACGAUUUCACAAACAGGCCUCGGGAAUCAUUGAGUGUGUCCUCCAUUACCCAAACCACCAGCAGUGGGGAAAUCUGUGUCACUGAGCAAGAUGAAAGGGAGAGAAUUAAUUUUAGUACGGAACAGUUUGAUGGAGGAUUGCAGAUUCCUAUAGAAUCAUGUGAGGAUCGUGAGCAUGUUAGUGUGUUUUCAGAAAAUCAUAAUUAUGCUUUAGCAGAUGAGAAUCACAGUGUCAGUAUUUCUGAUGAUCAUGAAAGGGUGCUCUUGGAAAAUCAUGAUCAUACAUUAGAUGUGAAUCAUGGUGUCAGAAUUUCAGAGGAUCAUGAACAUGAUGCUUUAUUUUCAGAAACACAUAAUCAUGUAUUAGCAGAUGAGAGUCAUGCUGUUAGUAUUUCAGAAUCCUUUGAUGUUUCCCUCAUAUCUCAGUCUGCUGACUGCAUAGUGAGUGAAGGCUCUAGUCAUUCUACAUUUUUUGAACCAAAAAAUGUAUCAGAAGAUAAUGCUAAUAGUGCAAAUGGUUUAGACACUUCCAAUGAGACUCCCUUCAUAUCUGAGGAAGAUAAGAACAAGGAAAAAAAACAAAGUAAAAUUAAGAAUUUUAAAAAUUUAUGUGAUCUCAGUGUGAGAAAAUGUGUUCCAUUGGAUAAUGAUGGCACAGUUCCUAACCCCAAUGAAUCAAGGAUUAGUGAUAUAGAAAAGAAUGUAAAAAGAAGGAAAUGCAAGAUCUCUGGAUACAAUUACAGUGAAGGAGGAAGACAAAAUUUGGCCUUGAAAAAGGGGCACUUGAAAAAGUCACGAAACCGUGAACAACCAAAAAGAUCAGGAAUGGCUUGUAAAGUUCUUCCUCACUUAUCAAAACAUCGGAUAUCAUCAUUGAGAAACCAGCCAUCUACCUCAUCUGGGGAGACCCUUUCUGCAAAGAAUGAUGCAGAGGAGCUUCAUGAAAGUGAUAAUAAAAGGAACUUGACAGCCCAGAAUCCAGGAUGGCAGAUUCCACAGGGAAGAACCAGCCGUCUUUGUAGAAGAAUGACUAACCUCAGCCCAAGGAAACUUCUGGUGGGUCAGAUGAACAGAGACCCAUGGUCAGUUACAGACCUCUACUUGGAGGAGGUGGCAAUAGAAAUUAUAGUGCAAGAUAAGCAAGAGGCGAGUCAUUCUGAUCAAGCGGCUAAAUGUGACGUGCAGCUUCAGGAUCUGUUGAGUCUCUUUGGAAAGAAGCAAAAUGAAUCUGAAAUAUCCCAUUUAUCUACCUCAGAAACUACAUUAGCUUUACCAUCUGAAGUCAGUGGUGAAAUAUUAGAGAAAAAUAAUAGAGAACUUCCUCUCAAGGGAAGAAGUAAGAUAAGUUAUGAGAGUGAGGGAAAGAAAAUUGAAGAUCAUGAAAAUCCUACUAUAAAUGGUGAACAAAUUGCUCAACAUUUUUUUGUUACUAAAGACUCAAGACAAAAGGAGCAUGUAGACACACAUAACAUUGAACAGAAAGAUAUUGCUACAAACAUAUUAUACAAACAAGCUAAAGGGCAAAAUUCUUCCCAGUGUGAUAUUGAUAAAUCACAUCUUACAGACAUGGCUCUAGAAAAUUCUCAAUCAUUCCAGAAAGUAGAUUCUAACUUUGAAAACCUCUCAGUGCAAAGAGAUUGGUAUUCAGAAGCAAAUGUGGAAAAUUCACUCACUGUGGAAAUAGAUUCAAAUAGUUUCUUCAGUGAGGAAGUAGGAUUAUUAGAACAGCAGUUAAUUUCCAAUACACAUGAAAGUAUGCACACAUUAUCUUCAGAAGAUGGUAAUGAACAAGUAAUUGCUCAUAGCCUAGAAACACCUUUCAGUGUAAAGCAAUUAGGUUCCAGCAUAUCUGAGAGUGUUCACACAUCAUCUCUUGAGAAAGACAAUAACAAACAAAUUGUAUUUGGUGGUCAAGAAACUUCUGUGAUUGUGAAGCAAUCUUUUGACAAAACUCAAAGUGAAACAAACCAUGACUCUUUGAAAACAGAAAGCUCUGAACUGAAUAUGGAGAACUGUGUCAUUGAAAGAACCCCAAGUCUGCCAUCCAAUAUUGAUAAAAAAUCAGUUUUUGAACUCACUGAUAGACAUUAUACUGAUGGUUAUACCAGUGAUUUGAAUAUUCAGAAAACUUGUGAGUAUACAAAUCCUCGGUUUGAAAAAGUGUUCGAAGAGGAAAAAACACUGAUAAAAAAACUAAAUUCAUGUACACCAGGAAUAAUCAGUCAUGGUCAGUUUGAUAACAUGGAUACAUGUAGUAGUGAUAUGUACCCCAGCAUUUCUCCAGAAGCCAGCUCACAUUACUUUUUUAACAACCAAAAAUUUGGACCUGUUCGCAGUUGGAUUGGAGAUAGUGAUGACUUAUCACUGACUGGUAAUGAAUUCAGAUUUAAGGAAAGAAUGAUAAGAAACAAUAUUCAUUCAAAAUCUUUUUUAGAUUUAAAGUCAGAGUUUUCCUCAAGCAAGUAUUUUCAGUCUUUAGUUGAGGACAUGGAGGUUGAUGAAAGUUUUCUUCAGUGCCCUGUUGAUGAACACCCAAGUGAAACUUUUUUUGAGCAUUUCAAAAGUCCUCUCUUUUUUGGGGAAACUGCAAGUAAUUCUACUGUCCACAUAGAAGUGCCUGAGGCAGUUGAGCCUGAUUUUAUUUACAGGGACUGGUCAGAAUCAAGCAGUACAAGUAAGUCAUUCUUUCAGAUAUAUGAUCAGCACUUAGCUGGCAGUGUGACAUCAGCAGCUUAUACACAAGUAUCUCAUGUGCCUUUGCCAAGCAACAUGGCUCUAGUUCCUAUUACCUCAGUUCCCAGUAAUGAUCCUUCAUCUAAAGUCUUAUCUGUUAUAAGAAAACAAGACCUUGGAAAAAAAACAAUCAUUCCAAAUAAUCCAAAAGUAACACACAUAUUAGCCUUACCAAAUGUAAAUGUCCCUAUUGAUGGACCAGAACCAUCUUCAUCAAUAUUCAGAUUGCCUUCAGAAAACUUAAUACCCGAAACUUCAAUGGCAGGAUCUUCUGGCGAUGUAAAUGUUAGAGGCAAGAAACCUGAAUCAAUCAAAUGUGUUUCAGAACGGGAAAUUGACACUUCCAAGAAACUUAUCAACCAAAAGCAAGAUUUUGCUCUUGAGUGUGCUGCCACUGCUAGUUCAGGUAAUGGAACAGAUCAAGAAAAUUGUUCUAAUACAGAACAAGUAAAAUUUGAUAAAAACAGUAAAAAAUCUGGUGCCUUAUCAGAUUGUUCUCCUCAGGACAUAUUAGGUAAGGAAUCAAGAUUAGAUGUAUUGAAAAUAAAAUCAAAGUCCAUGUCAUCCAUACCAAGUUCCAAAGAAAUUUCCCUUUCCCCUUCUGAGCCACUCAGUUUGAUGCAAACUUCCACAUCUCAUUGUUCAGCUGGUAUUCAGAAUUGUAAAACCUGUUUUUGCAAUUUAGGAAACAUGGAGAACAAAGCAGAAAGCACUAUGGCUUGUAAGGAACAAAUUGAAUGCCAGCAAGACUCUCUGUCAGAUUUAGGCCCCUCUGAUUUAGAUGUUAAUAGUGAUAGGAUGCCAAUAAUUUCCUUUGAUCCAGAUGAUGAAAUCCAUAUAACUAUUCCUGAAAACAUUCUUGAACAUAGAUGUAAUCCUCAGGAAAAAAAUGAAUCUUGUACCCUAAAAAAUGAUAUGAGUGAAAAAUAUUUGGUUGAUGUUCCUGUUGAUCAGUGUAGUAUAAAUGAAGAUAUUAUAUCUGCAUUUCAUUUUGAUGAAAUUGAGAAGGCAGAGCUGUCAUUUACAAAGGCAUAUAAUCUUGGAUUAAAGAGGAAGACUGAUGAUGAAUAUGAAAGCCAAAAGAAAUUUAAAUUACUUGAUACAACCACUGAAGUAAGAGUUAGUGAAUAUAUACCUCAAAAUGAAAACCAGUCACCAGCUUCCUCCAAUUCACAGCAUAGUUUACACAUGUGUGGAAUUCUUGAUAAUUCAGUUCCUCAUGAUAAGUACUGUUGUAGUUCAUUACACCAAGACUUUGAGGAUCUUCCUGAUCAUACAGCUGACAAGAAAAAUACUCAGCAGGCAGGGAAAACUUAUGCAGGAUCCAGGAAACUGUGCAAAAAUAAUGAGAAGUCUAAGGAUGCAGCAGUGUAUGAUAUUCUCAAAUCAUGCAUUGCCAAAGAUUCUACUGAUAAUGAUUACUCAGUUUGUAGUAAUGCCAAAGAGACCACUACCCAUAAAGUUUAUGACCAGACAGUAUUUGAUGAUGAUGCUAAGUUUGGUUCUGUAAAGGCAAGUCCUCAAUAUGAUAGUCAUUCAUGUUUGAGGGUAGAGACAGAAGGAGACAACCUUAGCUUUUUUCAGUUAGAUUCCUUUGAUAGUGAUUUCUUAGGUUCAUUUCUUUCACCAACUGAAAGUAAUUUAUCAGUACCCAAAUCAUCUAAGGAGGAAGAAGAUUCAGAACACUUUACCCUCUUAAAAUCUUAUGCUAGUUUGGAGGCUGAGAAACAGGAAAAUAUUGUUAUGAAGAAAUUGCAACAAAAGAAGAUAUUAUUAAAUGAGGAAAUUCUACAUAGUGCCUCAGAAUGUGCAUUACGAAUGGAUAAUGGUGAUGAUUUAGAAGAUAAAAGAAAUAUUGUACCAUCAUAUAUUCCAAGUACUGAUGAUGUUUCAAGAAAUGUGCACCAGUUUAGUGCUUCAUGUGAAGAAGCUAAGCCACUUUUUAGAUCUAAAUGUUCAUCUGUUGAUUACAAGGAAUCUCCUAGCUUUUCAGAUGCUAUUGAGUUAAACCAGGCACUUAGCAAAACAAGUGUGUUAAAAGGCUCACAACCAUCCAAUAAAGCAAUUGUGUUGAAGUCUUUACAACCAUCUGGUAAAACAGUUGUAUUGAAAUCCUCACAGCCAUUUGGCAAAACAGUUGUACUGAAAUCCUCUCAAGCAGUAGGAAAAACAAUUUUGUUGAAAUCCUCUCAAUCAUCUAGUAAAACAUUUGUGUUGAAAUCCUCACAGCCAUCCAACAAGAUAAUUGCAUUAAAAUCACCACAACCAUCCCCUUCAGUUUCCUCUCAUAAUUCUGAUAAAUCUAACAAAACUACAUGUUUUACACAGUUAUCUCCUUUGCCUCCAGUGAGUUCUCAUGUUUUAGACAAUAUGAAUAUGACUACUGGUAGAGUUUAUCCCAGGAACCAAAAUGUUACUGGUGCUGCUGUUCCUCAGUCACUUCUGUUGUUACCACCUCAUACUAAAGAAAACAAAGCACUUCAACCUUUGGCUAUGACUCCUUCCUCGUUUGCACAUAAUGGCACAACUAGUAGUCAGAUGAUUAGUUCUGGUGUUCAGAAACAAGUAUCUCUAAUAGAUUAUCAAACUCCUGUACCAGCAAAUCCACCAACUAUAGUUCCACCAGCUUUAGCCACCAAUAAUAGAGAUUUAUCAUCCACUAUAGCACAGGGAGGUCAUAUACAUUGUCCAGUAGAUAGAAUUGUAAGGAUGGUGGCUUCACCAAUUUCACAUGACUGCAUACAAGUUAAAAAGAGUGAGAUACAGGAACAAAAGGAGAAGAACUUAGAAUCAUAUCCAAAUAAUGGUAGUAAUCAGGAGACUUCCAGCAUGCUUAAGAUGAUCAAAUUGGGCUCGAAUGGUCAGUUUUACUUGAGACCCUCAUCAGCUUUAAAAAAUGCCAUAUCAGAAAUGAGGAAAAAGAAGAAUAUUGAAGAUAAAGAAGAGAAGGAAACUAGUUCUGGAUAUCUAACCCUGCCUGAUGGCAAUCCAAUUCCUCAUCCAAUUUUCAUUCCUUCUAAAAAGGUUGAAGAAGUGCAAGUAAUAAAACCGAAGAGAAAGAAGAGGAGGAAGAGAUGUGUCAACAGAAUUAAGACUCUAUUAACAGAAAAGAUUAAAGAGUCUUUUGAAUUUAAUAAUAAAAAUGAAAUUCCAAAAGUUAUGGUAGUCUAUGCGAGGGGAAGCUUCCAUAUCUGUCAGAUAGACGUUUCAGAAGACAGAUAAUAUUACGUUAUGUAUGUUAACAGGAAAAUUAAAUAUAACUGAAAAAUAUGCUGUGAUGUUUUUUAUUUAUUUACAUAUUUUUAUACUUCAGUUUGUGACAAUGUGAUAACAAUUGUACUCUAUUAAUAAAUGUUAGACAAAAUA
Scylla paramamosain (green mud crab) is the source of this 7612-nucleotide messenger RNA. RefSeq lists its product as uncharacterized. The transcript has 6 exons. The record is from RefSeq and is a predicted model, not a curated record. Lineage: Eukaryota; Metazoa; Arthropoda; Malacostraca; Decapoda; Portunidae. Bases 251 to 7468 code for a protein of 2405 amino acids.